Messenger RNA from Conger conger (European conger), 3858 nucleotides. RefSeq names its product PHD finger protein 13-like. The record is from RefSeq and is a predicted model, not a curated record. Gene Ontology annotation, molecular function: chromatin binding. The transcript is spliced from 5 exons. Gene Ontology annotation, biological process: mitotic chromosome condensation. Bases 682 to 1941 code for a protein of 419 amino acids. NCBI's taxonomy places the organism in Eukaryota, Metazoa, Chordata, Actinopteri, Anguilliformes, Congridae.
CCGUGUGUGGCGUUAUUAUAAUUGUAGCUUUCCAUCUCGUAAAAGUGUGUUGUCUCAGAUGCAGGGAUCAUAAAAAAAAAAGUAAUGGGGAUAAUGACAGAUAUUUGAAUGCUGAUUUAUCUUCCGUCACUGGGAUACUGCCUUCGAUUGUGUAUUAUUUUGUGCAUUUAGAUCGUUUUUUUUGUCUUUCUGCAAGUGAGUUUUUCUGUUUUGGUAUCAGCUUGCACGCAAGCGAGUGACACGACUGGAAUGUCGACACAACGUGCCGUCAUUUAGAGGUUAUUUUUGACAUUUUAGUUAGAUUUUAUCGAUCGCACAGUGAAUGCAUACAUAUUUUUUUGCUUUAGUCCGCUCGGACGUGGUCGUAGAUUAGACGUAAUAGCCAGUAUGGCUAUGUUAACGUUGGUCUAAAGUAAUUCUGGAAAGCGCAACUGUAAGUUCUCCUGGCUCUAUAUUGAUUAGUUCUGAAAUAUGUCUGCCUUUUCUUUUUAACUUCGUCGUAUUUUAGAUAAGCAGAAUACGCUAUAAAUCGAUUUGUCAGAUAUGAGACACGGUGUAGCCUGUUAGCUAUUGUGUCACCACCUGAACUUGCAAAAACUCGGACUCUAGAUCGUGUUAGCUACUUAAUCAAGGAUCUGAAGUGCGGAACAAACUGUUCUGGACCUUUCUUUGGAACUGACAAUGAUAACACAGCCGCCGAUGAAGAGAAGGCGCACCGUCGAGGACUUCAACCAGUUCUGCACUUUUGUGUUAGCCUACGCUGGUUAUAUCCCCCAACCAACUGAGGAAUGGCAGUGUAACAACAGGUUACCACGGGACAGCCCACUCCACAGUGAAGGCCGGGCCUCUCCUUCUUCUUCUUCUUCUUCUUCCUCCUCCUCCUCCUCCUCCUCCUCCUCCUCUUCCUCCUCCUCCUCUUUCCCUGAUUUGCUGUGUGGCCCCGGCCUGGCUAAGAGGGCCGGAGCGGCGCAAGGGAAGACGCGCGAAAGCGGGAAGAGGAGGAAACGGAAGGAGGCCGGGUCGCACGAGGACCCCGCAAGGCCCCGCAAGGGGAUCGCGAAGCCCCCCAAAGCCGAGGUGUCCCCCAAGAAGCCGGCCCACCAGACGCCCCAGUUCCAGUGGAGAAAUGUCGCCUUUCUCCGGGACGCCCCCCGCCCAGGGGCCGAGGUCACCCCUGCCCUGCCUCUACCGGGGCCCCCGCCCGGCGCACGAGAUUGUGGGCCGGCCGCGAACCCCGAGCCGAAACCGCAACCCGCCCAGGACCCCGAGGGCCGUCGCACUCCGACAGAGUCCGCAGCGAGCCCGCCGGACCAAUCCGUGCCUCCGCCCCGCUUCGUGGGCCCCGCCCCUCGCCCCCUCGGCCAAUCCGAGGAGAGGCCCGCCGUUGCCGUCGCCGCCGCCGACGUCACUCCCGCGCCCGUCAGGCGCAACCAGUGGGAGGGGCCGUGGGACCCGUCCGCCGCCAGGGAGACCGCGCGCGUGCGGGCGGGGGAGUGGGACGGCCGCGCCCAGGGGGAGGGCGAGAGGGAGGAGAGGAGAGGGAGCGGGAGAGACGGCAGGAGGACGGAGGAGGAGAGCGGGGGGACGGACAUUCUGCGGCUGGUGAUCGAGCGGUGCCUCGCCCGGCACGCCCUCGACGACCAGGACACUGGUUACCACAGCGACGGAGCUAACAGUACAGAGGACAUGUCUGGCGGUCCGGGUCAAAUGGAAGAGGAGGACUCGUGGGACCUGAUCACCUGCUUCUGCAUGAAGCCGUUCGCGGGACGUCCCAUGAUCGAGUGCGGCGAGUGCGGCAUCUGGGUGCACCUGUCCUGCGCCAAGAUCCGCCGCGCCCACGUGCCCGACGUCUUCACCUGCCAGCGCUGCCGCGACGCCAAGCAGACCAUCCGCCGGUCCGGCCGCGCGCGGGCGGGCCCCCGGAAACGCUUCAGCGAGUAACGCCCCCCCCCCAAAAACGCUUCUGGGGGGUAACGCUCCCCUCCACCCCCCUCCCCCGGACCCCUGCAGCCCUAUACCAGGGGGCCUACUGCCCUAUACCAGGGGGCCUACUGCCCUAUACCAGGGGGUCUACUGCCAUAUACCAGGGGGCCUACUGCCCUCAUCUCGGACCGUUCCUCAGCACUUUUUUUUACCGUUCACACGCCUUCUCCAGUCGGGCUGCCCGGCCUGACUCCUGGAGCUCCACCGUCCCGUAGGUCAGGUGUGCGGAUCCGUUCCGGGAUUUAAUUUUACGAUUCACGGUGCGGCUGCAGUCUGCGAGGGUGUCCUAAGGAUUUCACUGUGCCACAGUGAAAAAACCGGCACACAAAACACACAAACACACAAAACACACAAACGGGCACACAAAACACACAAAAACCGGCACACAAAACACACAAACACACAAAAACCGGCACACACAAUGGCCCCUCCAGGACUGGAGUUGUGCAACCCCCCCCCCCCCUGUAGGUUUACACUCACACAACCCUGACACGGCACACCUCAUUCAACAGUUGCCGCAUAUUAGGGGCUAAUUAGCAUCAAGCUGCUAAUUGGUAGAAACAGGUGUGCCGAGUCAGCGCCGGAAUGAGAGCCGUCAGGACGGCAGAUCUCUGGGAGCGGGGCUGGGCAGCCCCCCGCUUUGAAGACACUUAACAGACGAGUCUUCUCCUGAGCGACUUCGGCAGCUGGUGUACUUUUCACACAGUAUCCGUUUACAGUAUACAGCUGGAUCUAUACGGAAGGCCAUUGAGGCCAAGCGCCUCACUCAAGUGUACAAAAGCGGUGUCCUGCGUGGGAAUUAAGACUUUUAGGCAACGAGUUCCCAGUUCCCUACCCCGUUAUACUCCACCACAGCCCACUUUAUACGACGUUUUGACUGACUGAAGCAGUGGACUGCGCGGUAAGCUCACCUGGACUCCUGGUUCGUAGCUGGGUGCUGAUGUCAUGGUGAAAACAGAACCCCAGCUGUCCCCGCAGCUCUCCAGGACCCUGUUUUUACUCACCAGACACUCAGCACUUGUGGUUUUUUUUUUUUUUUUUUUUUUUCUCCAGUCCUCUAAAUUUGUAACUCCCAAGAAGUUUCAGCCGGGUAACUAAGAGUCUCUGGUGCUGUAGUGACCCUUUCAGGAGCAGGUUUAAUUUUUGGAACGUUUUUGGAAAAGACCAUGUUCUAGAACUUCGAUUGCCAGUGGGGAUCGUUACAUCAGCAUUAGAAUGUUCACUUAAGGACAUUGUAAUCCCUUAUUUGGGACCUCACACCUUAAUGGGUUGAAGUACAAGACCAUCCAUUGCCACAGUACUAUCCUGCAUUGUAAAUUUCUGCAUUUCUUUUUUACUUGGCUCUCCAACAGUCUCGCUGCCCUUUGACCAGCAAUGCAUUUCCCCCCAUUCUGUAAAUACUGUGCCCAGCUGUAUUUCAACUGCAGAACCUGGGAAACCCUGUGAGCAACAACAGCAUCCGAUUGGACACAGCAGGCACGACGUGUUUCAUGCGCAUCAUAAAGAGUCUUCCGGUCGCUAUGGUGCUGUCUCACAAUGAAAGAUUCCAUUGGUCUCUGAACCACCCCGCGCUAAAGGGCUGAACUUUCUCCUGUGUCCGUGACCUCUGACCUCUCCCGUCACCACCACCACCACCACCACCCCCCCGUCACUCCACUACACGGGGGGAGGGGCGUGUUCACAGAAGCCCCUGAAAUGUAUUUGGACAGAUGGGUGUCGCGGUUUUAUGAUCCGUCCUCGGUCUCGUCUGGUCUCGCACUGUACGACGCACGGCUCUCCCUCCAGGUGCAAGAUGGACAUGUACAAAGAAAACCUGUAAAUAGUUUUUUUGUUUCUGGUUCUUAAAAGUUCUAUAAAUAAAAAGUGACAAAAUGA